AAAAUAGUCAAAUAGAUUCAGCUACGCGUCGGAAUAACCUCAAUAUUAGCAAACCAAAACUCACACUCCCACACACACACUCGCCGGCUCUUCAGCGAGAGACACAGAGACACACAAAGAGUGAGAGAUACAUAGAUAUGAGCACGUUGAUGAGAGCAACGCACACAUUCACCAAGCUUUUAUCGCCUUCUUCGCAUUCCUUUUCUCUUCGACCCUCUGCUUCUCUCCUCACUCGCCACCAGAUGAGUACGGAGGCUGAGAAUGUUAUUGCUCGGCUCAAGAAUUCGGGCUUGUUACGAAGCCAAGGCCUCAUUGCUGGGAAAUGGGUUGAUGCCCAUGACAGAAAAACUAUCAAGGUUUGCAAUCCAGCAACUGGUGAAGUUAUAGUAGAUGUCCCAUGCAUGGGUCAGAAGGAGACAAAUGAUGCGAUAUCUUCAGCAUAUGAGGCAUUUUAUUCUUGGAGCAAACUGACAGCUACCGAAAGGAGCAAAUAUCUAAGGAAAUGGUAUGAUCUACUAAUUGCCCAUAAAGAAGAUCUUGGACAGCUUAUAACCUUAGAGCAAGGAAAACCUCUGAAAGAAUCCCUGGGUGAGGUUAGCUAUGGGGCUGGUUUUAUUGAGUUCUCUGCGGAGGAAGCCAAACGUAUAUAUGGUGAUAUAAUUCCGGCAACUCUGCCUGAUCGUAGAUUGUUUGUUUUAAAGCAGCCUGUAGGUGUUGUUGGUGCAAUUACACCUUGGAACUUUCCCUUGGCUAUGAUUACUCGAAAGGUUGGUCCUGCACUUGCAUGUGGCUGUACAGUAGUCAUAAAACCCUCUGAACUCACACCCCUCACAGCUUUAGCAGCGGCUGAGCUCUCUCUUCAGGCCGGAAUACCACCAGGAGUUGUCAAUGUGGUUAUGGGAAAUGCUGCUGAUAUUGGGGAUGCUUUACUUGCGAGUACACAGGUAAGAAAGAUCACUUUCACGGGUUCAACAGCAGUUGGAAAGAAGUUGAUGGCAGGUGCUGCUGGGACAGUUAAAAGGGUAUCUCUGGAACUUGGUGGCAAUGCACCCUGCAUAGUCUUUGAUGAUGCAGACCUGGAUGUGGCAGUAAAAGGAGCUCUAGCAGCAAAGUUCCGUAAUAGUGGACAAACAUGUGUUUGUGCAAAUAGAGUUCUUGUGCAAGAAGGUAUCUAUGAGAAAUUUGCAAAUGCUUUUUCAAAAGCUGUCCAGAAUCUCCAAGUUGGUGAUGGCUUCAUUGAGGGUGUGGCCCAGGGUCCUUUAAUCAAUGAAGCUGCAGUACAGAAGGUUGAAUCAUUUAUUAAAGAUGCAAUCUCAAAGGGAGCAAAAGUCCUACUCGGAGGUAAAAGACAUAGUCUUGGUAUGACUUUUUAUGAGCCUACAGUUAUUGGUGAUGUCAAGAGCGACAUGCUCCUAUCAAGAGAGGAAGUAUUUGGACCUGUGGCACCCUUAUUGCUGUUUAAAACAGAGGAAGAAGCUAUUCGCCUUGCUAAUGACACCAAUGCAGGUUUGGCUGCUUACAUAUUUACAAACAGCAUACAACGUUCGUGGCGUGUGUCUGAGGCUCUUGAAUAUGGACUUGUUGGUAUCAAUGAAGGCAUAAUUUCUACAGAGGUUGCUCCAUUUGGAGGUGUCAAGCAGUCCGGUCUUGGAAGGGAAGGUUCCAAGUAUGGGAUGGACGAAUACCUGGAAAUGAAAUAUGUGUGCUUGGGGAAUAUGAACAGCAAUUAAUAUGAAAGGGCUCUGCUUGGACUGUUGUCAAUGUAGCACAUGUUGGAGCCUUGACAGUGACACUGCUGCUGUUAAGCUUAAGUUGCAGACAGCCUGCAGGAACAGUGCAAUAUCAACAGUAAAAGAUGAGCAAGAUUUAAAUACUAUGCAUGUAUCUAAAAUAAGCGUAGGCUUGUCAAGGAUUAAGUUGAGUUAAAUUAUACAUUGGUGGUCAAUAUUGUUAACCCCACUCUUUUCUUGAAGGUUGGUUGACAAUAUUACCUUCCCGCAAAUACCGGUGCAUUUUUAUAUCUUGUCAAUAAAACAGUUUUGGCUGCACAAUUGAGUUUUGGCAAAAUAAACAUGUGAAUCUUGUGUGUUAACCCGUUUAAGUAAAUUACAAGUGAAUGUUAUCUA
Messenger RNA from Quercus robur (English oak), 2126 nucleotides. RefSeq names its product succinate-semialdehyde dehydrogenase, mitochondrial. Gene Ontology annotation, molecular function: succinate-semialdehyde dehydrogenase (NAD+) activity. Gene Ontology annotation, biological process: GABA catabolic process. The record is from RefSeq and is a predicted model, not a curated record. The coding region runs from base 138 to 1730 and encodes 530 amino acids. Lineage: Eukaryota; Viridiplantae; Streptophyta; Magnoliopsida; Fagales; Fagaceae. The transcript has 20 exons.